Messenger RNA from Colletotrichum chrysophilum, 1782 nucleotides. RefSeq lists its product as uncharacterized. The record is from RefSeq and is a predicted model, not a curated record. Bases 1 to 1782 code for a protein of 593 amino acids. Lineage: Eukaryota; Fungi; Ascomycota; Sordariomycetes; Glomerellales; Glomerellaceae. The transcript is spliced from 2 exons.
AUGCCUAACCCUCUCUCAUGGCGGCAAGCCGCCGUGGCAGCACUGCUGUUCAACGCAGCCGUGACUGCUAAUUACGAUACUCGAAAAGCUGAAGCCUCGAAGGAUACCAAGCGGGAUUUGGAUACGGGCUCAGUGAAGCAUGGACGUUUCGAUGUGAGGAACUUGGUUCAGAAGUUGAACGUUGACAGUGUUCUGUCGGCGCUUGGAAGCAACAAGGCGCAGGAUGCGUCUCCGAACUUGACGCCGCUGGCCGCCGAGGGUGCUGCUGCUCCUGUGCCGCAACCCCCAGCGAAUGGAGCACCCCCAGCUCCUCCGGCCAACGCGCCGCCUCCUCCGGAUCUGAACGCUGCCCCUCCUCCACCACCACCGGCUGCGAGCGGUGCUCCUCCUCCUCCAGCAGCUGGAGCACUACCGCCCCCUCCGGAUCCGAACGCCGCUCCUCCUCCGCCCCCUCCGGCUAACGGUGCGCCGCCACCACCGCCUCCCGGAGCCAGUGGUGCUCCCCCUCCUCCUCCGGCUGGGGCACCGCCUCCGCCUCCCCCAGCUGGAGCACCACCGCCGCCUCCUCCAGAUGCGCCUCCGCCGCCCGACCCGAACGCUCCUCCGCCACCGCCCCCUGAUGGUAGACCGCCGCCGCCUCCCCCCGAUGGUGGACCACCACCUCCUCCUGACGGAGGGCCACCACCGCCACCACCCGAUGGAGGACCGCCACCACCUCCUCCCGAUGGUGGUCCACCACCGCCGCCUCCCGAUGGAGCGCCGCCACCACCUCCUCCUGAUGGACUUGGACCUCCUCCUCCCCCUCCCGAUGGACUUGGCCCCCCUCCCCCGCCACCUGAAGCUGCUCCGGCGGCAAACGGCGCUGCUCCUCAACCCCUGGCUGUCCCGGCUGUCGGUGCGCCUCCGCCACCCCCGGGUCUUGCUGCCAACGCCACGGCUCCCCCUCCUCCUCCUCCUGGAAAGGGCAAGGACGACGCGGGCAAGAAGGCGAGAGAUGACGCCAAGAAGAAGGCCGACGAUGCCAAGAAGGCUGCUGAUGCUGCGAGAGGAGCUGCGGGUCCCGGCGCCGCCGCGGCCAAUGGAACAGCUGUUGGUCCUGACGGGAAGAAAUUGAAGGGAAAGAAGGGCAAGAAGGGCAAGGCUGAUCUCGGCCCCGGUGCUCUAGCAGGCAACGGCACUGCCGCAGCUCCUCCGCCUCCUCCUGGAAAGGGCAAGGACGAUGCUGGCAAAAAGGCACGAGAUGAUGCAAAGAAGAAGGCAGAUGAGGCGAAGAAGGCAGCGGAUGCUGCCAGAGGAGCGGCUGGUCCCGGUGCUGCUGCCGGCAAUGGUACAGCCGCAGUCGGCCCUGACGGGAAGAAGAAGAAGGGGAAGAAGGGCAAGAAGGGCAAGGCUGACCUCGCCCCCGGAGCUCUGCUCGGAAAUGGUACCGCAGCGGCAGCUCCACCGCCUCCUCCGGAUGCCGAACUUGACCCCGAGGCUAAGAAGAAGGCAAAGGAGGCCAAGGAGAACGGACUGGACGCAGCUUCCGGUCCUGCUGAAGAGGCGGCGUUGGGAGGUCCUCCACCACCGCCUCCUGAAGGCGAGGAAGACCCUGAGGCGAAGAAGAAAGCCAAGGAGGCGAAGGAGGCUGCUGGGGCUGGGGCAGUAGCCGCAGGACUGGAGGCUCGGAAGUUCAAUGGAAACGGACGUCUUGGUCGGCGAAUCGGUAAAACCGACAAUAUCGACCGACGCCGGGUUCGUGAAAUCAAGCGGCGGAACCUCAUGGGCAAUUGGGGAUGGUGA